Messenger RNA from Orycteropus afer afer, 3831 nucleotides. It is a transcript of the gene XNDC1N, whose product is annotated as short transient receptor potential channel 2. NCBI's taxonomy places the organism in Eukaryota, Metazoa, Chordata, Mammalia, Tubulidentata, Orycteropodidae. Gene Ontology annotation, biological process: single strand break repair; regulation of cytosolic calcium ion concentration; calcium ion transmembrane transport. Gene Ontology annotation, cellular component: nucleus; membrane; cation channel complex. Bases 1 to 3831 code for a protein of 1276 amino acids. The transcript is spliced from 22 exons. The record is from RefSeq and is a predicted model, not a curated record. Gene Ontology annotation, molecular function: damaged DNA binding; store-operated calcium channel activity; inositol 1,4,5 trisphosphate binding.
AUGGCACCUGUGAAGAUCAGCCAUGUGGUGUCAUUUUCCUCUCAGGAUCCCAGGUAUCCUGUGGAAAACCUACUGAACCCAGACAGCCAGAGGGGACCUUGGCUCAGCUGCCCUCAGGACAAAAGUGGGCAACUGAAAGUGGAGCUGCAGCUGGAGAGAGCAGUGCGCAUUGGCUAUAUCGAUGUUGGUAACUGUGGCUGUGCUUUCCUGCAAAUUGAUGUGGGCCGUUCUUCCUGGUCCCUGAACAGACCUUUCGUCACCCUGCUCCCUGCAACCAUGCUAAUGUCCCUAGCUGAUUCAAAGCAGGGGAAGAACCGCUCAGGGGUCCGCAUGUUUAAAGAUGAUGAUUUCCUGGCCCCAGCUUCAGGUGAGUCAUGGGAUCGACUUCGCCUCACAUGCUCCCAACCCUUCACACGUCAUCAGUCCUUUGGCCUGGCCUUCUUGCAAGUUCGUUCCUCUCUGGAUUCCUUAGAUGAUCCCACAACAGGACGCUCAGCCCCUAAGAGCUGUGGGCUGAGCCAGGGGUCUUCUGAUGCCCAGAAGUCUGGUCCCAGCCCCUGGCUGGCUAAUCCUUCCAUCCGGAGGACAUUCUUCCCAGAUUCCCAGAUGAGCACCAGGGAUAUUUCAGAGCUCAAGAAUAGUCUACAGCAGCUGCAGCCCGGAGGAACUCUGGGGCGUUCAGCCCGCAUGGUGCUAUCAGCUGCCCGCAGGGCGCCCCUAGCCACCGUAGCAAACCAGAGGAACAACCACGCAGAACCAGGUCGCAGUCCUCCAGAUUGUUCAGAGCUCAGACCUGAGGAACAAAACUUACAGAAUGAUGCAGGCAGGAUGAAGAGACGGAAAGUGCACGACCAAAGAUUUCUAUCUAACUGUAACCCUCAGCCAAACAGGAGGGGCACAACACGACAACAUCAUCUGCAAACCCAAAGCUAUGGACAGAGACAACAACACCAACCUCAAACCCAAAGCAGUGGUGUCCAGGAUAGUGGACAGUGCCCCAUUUGUGCUGGCUCCUUCACCCUUGAAAUUCUCGCCCUGCAUGCUGCCACGUGUGGAGAGACCUCCCCACCUCACCCAGCCUCUCCCUCUUCAUCACCAUCUUCAUCACCAUCUUCAUCCCAGUCUGUAGUAAGAUUUAAUUUUAUGUUGCUUACACCACCUCCCCUGGUCCCAGGGUACAGGCCACAGCCUAACUGGACGGAGAUCGUGAACAAAAAGCUGAAGUUCCCACCUCCACUCUUGGGUGCCAUCCAGGAGGGGCGACUGGGCCUUGUGCAGCAGCUGCUGGAGUCAGGGGUGGAGGCCACAGGUGGCAGUGGCCCAGGUGGGCCCCUGCGGAAUGUAGAGGAGGCUGAGGACCGCUCCUGGAGGGAAGCUCUCAACCUGGCCAUCCGCCUGGGCCACGAGGCCAUCACCGAUAUGCUAUUGGCCAAUGUCAAAUUCGACUUCCGGCAGAUCCAUGAGGCAUUGCUAGUGGCAGUGGAUACAAAUCAGCCAGCAGUGGUGCGUCGCUUACUGGCCCGGCUGGAACGGGAGAAGGGCCGCAAAGUAGACACUAGGUCUUUCUCACUGGCUUUCUUUGACUCAUCAAUCGAUGGCUCCCGCUUUGCCCCUGGUGUCACUCCACUCACUCUGGCCUGCCAGAAGGAUCUGUAUGAGAUUGCACAGCUGCUCAUGGAUCAGGGUCACACCAUCGCCCGACCCCACCCAGUCUCCUGUGCCUGCCUCGAGUGCGGCAACGCCCGCCGCUAUGACCUGCUAAAGUUCUCCUUGUCCCGCAUCAACACCUAUCGUGGCAUUGCCAGCAGGGCGCAUCUCUCACUGGCCAGUGAGGAUGCCAUGCUGGCUGCCUUCCAGCUUAGCCGCGAGCUCAGGCGCCUUGCACGCAAGGAGCCCGAGUUUAAGCCUGAGUACAUUGCCCUGGAGUCACUGAGCCAGGACUACGGCUUUGAACUGCUAGGCAUGUGCCGAAACCAGAGUGAGGUCACUGCAGUGCUCAACGACCUGGGUGAGGACAGCGAGACGGAGGCUGAGGGCCUGGGCCAGGCCUUUGAGGAGGGCAUCCCAAACCUGGCAAGGCUGCGACUGGCCGUCAACUACAACCAGAAGCGGUUUGUAGCACACCCUAUCUGCCAGCAAGUCCUGUCCUCCAUCUGGUGCGGGAACCUGGCCGGCUGGCGUGGAAGUACCACCAUCUGGAAGCUCUUUGUUGCCUUCCUCAUCUUCCUCACCAUGCCCUUCCUCUGCCUUGGCUACUGGCUGGCACCCAAGUCUCAGCUGGGCCAUCUGCUAAAGAUCCCGGUACUGAAGUUCCUCCUGCACUCCGCCUCCUAUCUGUGGUUCCUCAUCUUCCUGCUGGGAGAAUCCCUAGUCAUGGAGACGCAGCUCAGCAUCUUCCGUGGCCGCAGCCAGAGCGUCUGGGAGACUUCUCUACACAUGGUUUGGGUCACAGGCUUCCUCUGGUUCGAGUGUAAGGAGGUGUGGAUCGAGGGCCUGCGUAGUUACCUCCUGGAUUGGUGGAACUUCCUGGACGUGGUCAUCCUGUCUCUGUACCUGGCAGCCUUUGCACUGCGUGUUCUCCUGGCUGGUCUUGCCCAUAUGCACUGCUGGGAUGCCCCAAACGGAACUGCCUGCCACUAUUUCACCACUGCUGAGAGAAGUGAGUGGCGCACCGAGGAUCCCCAGUUCUUGGCUGAGGUGCUCUUUGCUGUCACCAGCAUGCUCAGCUUCACCCGCCUGGCCUACAUUCUGCCAGCCCAUGAGUCACUGGGCACUUUGCAGAUUUCCAUUGGCAAGAUGAUUGAUGACAUGAUCCGGUUCAUGUUUAUCCUCAUGAUCAUCCUAACUGCCUUCCUCUGUGGCCUCAACAACAUCUAUGUGCCCUACCAGGAGACGGAGCGGCUGGGCAAUUUCAACGAGACAUUCCAGUUUCUGUUCUGGACCAUGUUUGGCAUGGAGGAGCACAGCGUGGUAGACAUGCCUCAGUUUCUGGUGCCUGAAUUCGUGGGCCGGGCCCUCUACGGCAUCUUUACCAUCGUCAUGGUCAUUGUGCUGCUCAACAUGCUCAUUGCUAUGAUCACCAACUCCUUCCAGAAGAUUGAGGAUGACGCUGAUGUAGAGUGGAAAUUUGCUCGCUCCAAGCUCUACUUGUCCUACUUCCGAGAGGGCCUGACGCUGCCUGUGCCCUUCAACAUUCUACCCUCCCCCAAGUCCUUCUUCUACCUUCUCAGGAGGAUUUUCCAGUUCAUUUGCUGUUGCUGUUCCUGCUGCAAAACCAAGAAGCCAGACUAUCCCCCAAUCCCCAUCUUUGCCAAUCCUGGGGCAGGGACAGGGCCUGGGGAGGGAGAGCGAAGAUCUUACCGGCUUCGUGUCAUCAAGGCCCUGGUCCAGCGCUACAUAGAGACUGCCCGACGUGAAUUCGAGGAGACUCGUAGGAAAGACCUGGGCAACAGACUGACAGAGCUGACCAAGACUGUAUCUCGAUUGCAAAGUGAAGUAGCUGGUGUGCGGCGGACUCUGGCACAGGGAGGGACACCCCGGCCCCCUGACGGUGCCAGUGUUCUCAGUCGCUACAUUACCCGAGUGCGUAACAGCUUCCAGAACCUUGGGCCCCCAAUCCCUGAGACCCCAGAGCUGACAGUGCCAGGGAUUGUGGAAACCCAAGGAUCUUCAGAAACUGGACCUCAAGACACUGGAGGGACUAGGGCUCUAGCUUCUGGAGAGUCCAGCCCCUCCUCCCCAGCUCAUGUGCUAGUGCAUAGAGAGCAGGAAGCAGAGGGGGUUGGGGACCUGUCCCAGGAGGAGGGUUUGGGGACCAAAGGGGAGCCCUAG